This is a messenger RNA of Camelina sativa (false flax), 523 nucleotides long. Lineage: Eukaryota; Viridiplantae; Streptophyta; Magnoliopsida; Brassicales; Brassicaceae. The record is from RefSeq and is a predicted model, not a curated record.
CCUCGCACGCUCUGCUUUUGCUUUUGCCGGCGUCGGAUCUCGCCGAAGUCUCCUCCUCCGUAUUUUCCCUGUACUGUAAGUCUCACGAUAAUAGCUGAAUUUGGGGGGUUUCUGGUAGAGAGUCUCCGAGAUGAAUCCGGCGAAUUUCCACCCCACAAAUCCUCCGUUCCAAUGGGCUCCGAUGUUACCUCCGGACCCGCCUCGUUGUGGUGUGUUUUGGAAUACAAAGAACAUAACCGAUCAGCUUAAACAACUCCAAGAUACGCUUAACCUGGCUAAAUCAAUGGAGAAGGAACUAGAAGCGUUGAGGGUGAUCAAAGAUACGAAAGGUUCAAUGGAAGUUGUAGAACAAGGUUCAGGAGUAGAGUGUUUGAGAUAUCUAGAGGCUAUGAAGAUGAAUUUGGGACAGCAAGAGAUACUUUCAGUGGAAGCUGCUAACUCUUUGAUGUCUACUUUAAGAGCACAGCUUGAGCCUUUUAGAUUUGUUGUUGAUGAGAAUACUCCAUGGGNAAAAGAAUCUUAA